AUGAAGGAAAACGUAGAAUGUAUUAAAAACAAUUUUGGUGAAAUAGGAAAAACCAAAAAAAACAAUGAUUCAUAUAUAAAUGAAGAUGAGAAAAAUAAAAACGAAAAUUUUAAAAAUAACAAGCCAAACAUUAAAACAAAUUUUAAAAAUAAAAAUUCAUUAAAAGAGAAUAAAAAUGACCAUAAUAAUAACAAUGGAAUUAUGAAAUGUGAGUUAAGUGAAGUCAAAAUAAUGAAAAAUAAAAAUGAAUCAAAAAAAAAGUAUGAUGAAUUAAAAGAAGAAAAGAGUAAAAAUGUAGGAAAGAUAAACACAUAUAACGGGAAAGAAGUAAAGAAAAAAAAGGAAAUGAACAAAGAAUAUCAAAAAGAUAAUCCUAAAAAGAACUUUUUAGAAAAAAAAAAUGAAAUAAACAACAAAGGAAAUAAUAGCGAAUUCACAGAAGAUAGUAACAAUACAUAUAAGAAAAUUGUAAAUGAAACUAAUAUGAAUGAAAAUAAUAUACUUAAUAAUAAUAUGAAUGAUAAUAAACCAAAUGAAAUAAAUUGCAGCGAAAACAAUAUGAAUAAGAACCAUUUAGAUCAAAAAAGUAAAAUAAAUUCAAAAAAAGAAAUAGAAGAAACCCAAAAUAAAAACGAAAAUUAUUUACAGAAUUCUUGGGCAUUUUUAUUUGAUAGAGAAAAUAGAAAAUAUUAUGAACAGUAUAUUAACAGUUUAAUAUCAUUAGAAACAUUUAACACAAUAGAAAGAUUUUAUAAGAAUUAUAAAUAUAUGAAAUCUCCAUCUUCAAUAAAAGAAUAUUAUAAUAUUUAUCUCUUUAAACAGAAUCUUAAGCCACUUUAUGAAGAAUAUCCAAAUGGAUUUAUUUGUAUUAUAAAAAAUACAAAUUAUUUUAGAAGUAAUAUUGCCGAUUUAAUAUGGGAAAAAAUGGUCCUCUUAACAAUUGGAGAAGAAUUCAAUUUAAUUGAUAUAUCUGGUAUACAAUUAUGUAUAAGAGAGAGCGAAAUUUUUUUUAAAAUAUGGAUGAAAAAUUACUCUCACUAUUUAAAAAAUAUUUUAACGAAGAAAUUAAACGAAUUAUUAGACCUACCUUCAAACACAUCUAUAAUUAUAAAGAUAUUAUCUCAUGUAUGUUAUAACAGAAAGAAUUAUCAUUUAAAAGAUAAAAGUGAGAAAGGAAAAAAAAAUUACAACAAAAAUAAAGCAUCUGAAUAUUCUUCUAAAAAAGAUUCUUUUAAAAUUAAAAAUUAUAAUAUUACUCCUCCAAACUAUAUAGGAAAUUAUAAUAUUUAUAAAAACAGCAUAGAUACAAAUUUGUAUUAUCUAUAUAGUAAUCAGAACAUUCAGAAUCCAUAUUUGUUUUAUCCCUUAAAUUUAUAUAAUCAUCAAUUCAACAAUUAUUCUGAUUUUCUUUAUGACUAUAAUAUAAAUUAUCCUAUAGAAAACUUAAAUCAUCCAAUAGAAAAUGAAAUAAAUAUAGAAAAUAAUUUUAUAAGCAAUCAUACAAAUGGAAUAAUUUUUGACAAAAAAAAUAAAUUUGAUUAUUCAAUAAAGAAUGAAGAUAAUAAAAAAAAUUUCACGUGUUCUAAUAAUUCUAAUGAAAUUUUAGAAGAAAACAAAAAUUUUAUAAAAAUUACCAGUACUGAUGAUAAUAAUAAUAAAAAAAAAAUAAAAUAA
This is a messenger RNA of Plasmodium gallinaceum, 1674 nucleotides long. Its product is annotated as conserved Plasmodium protein, unknown function. Gene Ontology annotation, cellular component: eukaryotic translation initiation factor 4F complex. The transcript is spliced from 8 exons. Gene Ontology annotation, biological process: translational initiation. Lineage: Eukaryota; Apicomplexa; Aconoidasida; Haemosporida; Plasmodiidae. Gene Ontology annotation, molecular function: translation initiation factor activity; RNA 7-methylguanosine cap binding. The coding region runs from base 1 to 1674 and encodes 557 amino acids. The record is from RefSeq and is a predicted model, not a curated record.